Messenger RNA from Oncorhynchus gorbuscha (pink salmon), 4725 nucleotides. Its product is annotated as ras and Rab interactor 2-like. Gene Ontology annotation, cellular component: cytosol; endocytic vesicle. Lineage: Eukaryota; Metazoa; Chordata; Actinopteri; Salmoniformes; Salmonidae. Gene Ontology annotation, molecular function: small GTPase binding; guanyl-nucleotide exchange factor activity. Gene Ontology annotation, biological process: signal transduction; vesicle-mediated transport. The record is from RefSeq and is a predicted model, not a curated record.
CCUCUACGCUGCCCUCUACGCUGCCCUCUACGCUGCCAUCUACGCUGCCCUCUACGCUGCCCUCUACGCUGCCAUCUACGCUGCCAUCUACGCUGCCAUCUACGCUGCCCUCUACACUGCCCUCUACGCUGCCCUCUACGCUGCCAUCUACGCUGCCCUCUACGCUGCCCUCUACGCUGCCAUCUACGCUGCCCUCUACGCUGCCAUCUACGCUGCCCUCUACGCUGCCCUCUACGCUGCCAUCUACGCUGCCCAGACCAGAGUGUCAUAUGGACAGGAGCGGGAGCUUCUUUAAGGACUCAGACGGUCUCACAGACUCAGACCUAAGCAUGUCUGCUACGCUGCCCAGACCAGACUGUCAUACGGACAGGAGAGGAAGCUUCUUUAAGCUGAUAGACACGUUUGCGUUGGAGAUAGGGGAGCUGAAGCAAGAGAUGGUCCAGACCUCCCCAACAGAGGACAAAGACCCAUACCCUAUGGUUCUACAGGGGUUGGAGGGGGAGGUGAGUGGGGUUUACCUCCAGUCGUCGCCCUGCGCUAGCGCCAGUGGUGAAAGGGAUUCUGGGUACGACUCCCUGCGUAGGCGGAUGAGCGUGCUGGACAGACUGAGGCAUACGCACCCCGUGUGGCUACUGCUCACGCUCAGUGACAAGGAGGCCACGCGUAUACUGCUGCAGCAGCCUCCAGGGGUAUUCCUGGUGAGGAAAUCAUCCACUCUUCAGAGGAAAGUUCUGUCUCUAAGGGUCAGUGACGAUGACGCCUCAGGAGGAGCCGGCGUCUGUGACUUCCCUGUCACAGAGAGUCAGUACACCUUUUCUCUGGAAGGAUCUGGGAUCAGUUUUGCAGACCUGUUUCGCCUGGUGGCCUUCUACUGUAUCAGCAGGGACGUCCUUCCUUUCACCCUGAAUCUCCCAGAAGCCAUUGCAGCCUCCAAGACUCAGAAAGACCUGGAGGAGGUGGCCCAACUAGGAGCAGGAUUCUGGCACUCUGCUCUAGGCAGCCUGCGAAGGACAACCACUCCCUCUCGCCCUCCACCACAGCGCCCUGACAGAGACGGUGACAUCCAGGGUGCAGAGAGGACACAAGAGAAACAGAGUGCGACUCGUCCCCCUUCCUCCUCCUCCUCCUCUCGCCUGGAGAGAAGCCAGUCCAACGGGGCUCUUUGCUUCGUCAACCCCCUCUUCCUCCAGACUCACCGGCGGCUUGAGGAAGACCCUCAAUCCUCUUCCACCUCUCCUUCCCCGUACGCCACACACUCCACCCCCAGCCCGGGAACUACCGGUGGGACGUCUUCGGCCCCUGUCACGGACCCCAACGUGAAAAGGAAGUCACGCCCCCCUCGGCCCCCGCCCCCGUUCCCUCCUAUUCCCACCCCCCGUUCUCUCUCCCAGCGCCGCCAAGCUCCUCCUCCCCCACCCCUCUUCCCCAAAAGCCCAAGAGCAGCAUGCCCAAAACGCACAGCCAUUGUUGUCGCCAGGCAACCACUGCAACCCUCAUCCAAUCAGAACCUUCGCCCCACCCCUCGCCCUCCCAUGGGUGCCAGGCACACCAGCCAUUCCAAAAAGACGACGAGCAGCGCCGCCAUCCCUGUGCCCCACCAACACCCUCAACACCCUCCUCCCCCACGCCCCAAAAAACCUGACAUCGACGCCCACCGGUGCCACAUCGCUCUUGAUGACGAGACUAUCGCCAAGGCUCUGUCCCGUGCCAAGCUUCCCCCGUGCCAGGCACCGGCCAUACCCGUUCCCUCCAUAGUGGGAAAUGGUGCUGGUAGCCCUCCCAGCCCUCCGGGUAAGACCCCCAGGCGAGAGGGACAAGAGGGGAGGCUGAGCGACAUGUCCAUCUCUACCUCUUCCUCAGAUUCUCUGGACUACUCCCACCCUCCCCUCUCCCUCCCCGCCAGCCCCCCUCUCAGAUUACGGCAUCACCUUGGCAACAACGAGGACAGCAGCGACGACGAAGACCUCUGUGACGAAGAAGAGGAAGACUACGGCGUCAGCCUGGAGAACGACCUGGACCAGGGCCUCCGUCCUCCCUUCAAAGCCCGCCGGAGAGGGGUCGGAGUCGGGGUCAAAGUUGCGCUGAGCUUCCGGAAAGUUUCUGGAGUCUUCAGCACGUUCAUGACCCCAGAAAGGCGAGCUGUGAGGAGGAUAGCGGAGCUCUCCAGGGACAAAAGUUCCUACUUCGGAUGCCUGGUUCAGGAUUAUAUCAAUUUUGUACAGGAGAAUAAGGGGUGUCAUACAUCAGGCUUAGACCUCCUGCAGACCCUCAGACAGUUCAUGACCCAGAUGAAGGCCUACCUGACGCAGAGCUCCGAACUGGACCCGCCCAUCGAAUCCCUCAUACCCGAGGAUCAGAUAGACUCUGUCCUGGAGAAGGCCAUGCACAAAUGUGUGUUGAAGCCGCUGAAGGGCGUAGUGGAAGUGGCCCUGCACGACUUCCAGGUGAGCAGUGGAGGCUGGCAGCAGCUGAGGGAGAACCUGGCCCUGGCUAAGACCCGGAGGCCUCAGGACCUGGGUGUGGACGGGGCCGUGCCCCCUGACCCCAUGGCCAUCGAGAAGAUCCGCCACAAGUUCCACAACAUGAGGAAGAUGUACUCCCCGGAUAAGAAGGUGUCGCUGCUGCUCCGAGUGUGUAAACUCAUCUACACCAUCAUGCAGGAUAACUCAGGGAGGAUGUAUGGAGCAGAUGACUUCCUACCGAUGCUGACCUAUGUCCUGGCCCAGUGUGACAUGCCUCAGCUGGACACUGAGAUCCUCUACAUGAUGGAGCUGCUGGAUCCCACACUGCUACAUGGAGAGGGUGGCUACUACCUGACCAGUGCGUACGGGGCCAUGGCUCUCAUCAAGAACUUCCAGGAGGAACAGGCAGCCAGGGUCCUCAGCUCCGAGGCCAGAGACACCCUGCACCAGUGGCACCGCCGACGCACCGCCCAGCGCACGGCACCCUCCGUGGACGACUUCCAGAACUACCUGCGAGUCGCCUUACAAGAAGUCAACAGCGGCUGCACAGCCAAAACCCUCCUAGUCCACCCGUACUCCACCACCGAAGAAGUAUGCUCGCUCUGCGCCUACAAGUUCAAUGUUCAUGACCCCGAGAACCACGCCCUCUUUCUCAUCACUGAGGCAACCUGUCAGCAGCUUGCCCCGGACACACACCCCCAGCGAAUCAAAGCGGAGAUACACAGCCACCCAAACUCGCAACCCUUCCAUUUUGUCUACCGCAGAGUGCCCAACCUUAACCUGUGUAUACCAGCUGUCUCAGCUAACCAGCACAAUGGCAACUGCCAAGCCAAAUGGAUGAAUUAAUAAUUAUGGAAUAAAACGUUAUUGAUCCCUAGAGGGGACAUUGGAUUUUUCACUAGUGUACAAACACAUACAGGGACAGUGUCAUACAUCAGCACACAUAGACCUGAGAGAGCACUGAUGGAUGGUGGAACAGGUACAAUACCUGACUGCUGAGACUGAGGCAGUCCUAAUAUGGACACCACCCGGGUAUGAUGGAAUGAUACUGAAUGGUGAUACUGAGGAUGUCCUAAUAUGGACGUGUAUCCAUAGAAUGUUAGUGAAUGGCGGAAAUUGAAAAAUUGCACUGUAUAUUUCAACUAUAGGGUCAGAGAAUGUUGCUGUGUGUUGUGAAGGGAUCCUAGACUACUCAAUGGAAAAAGUAGUUUCUAUUCUUCUUAAAAGGAGACAGAAAGAGGAAGCAGGUAGGGAGAGAAGUGUCUGGUGUCUGCAUGCAUUUCACUCUCUUUUUAGGGAGUGUCAGGAAUUGGUUGGUCAAGUCCAGCGUCGAGUCAUCUAGUGACCACUCUGCAGAGUUGACUCCAGGGCAAGAUUCAUGACAAUAAAUGCCAAGCUACAUGUAGCAUGCUUGAAAUGUAAAGGCUAUUUCUGAUUGAGCCGACAAAUGCAAUUUACCGUGAAUGCAGUCUCCAUAAACGUGGGAACAUUGCCUUUAAAUGUAAAUCGUGCUAUAACUUUGAACUUCAGCGAUAUGGUUUGAAUCGAGCCACCCCACAGGGCACAAACAGGUUGAAUCAACGUUGUUUCCACGUUAUUUUAAAAUAAAAAAAUACGUUGAAACAACGCGGAUGGACAACGAAUUGACGUCUGUGCCCAGUUGUCCUGGUGGGAUGUGUGAAGAAGCUAAACAGAUGCUUUGCGAAGGUUGGCUGGACUUUUCAUGUGGAUGUGGCGACCCCUAUAAGAUAUUUGAAGAAUGGCUUGCAGCAGUAUGGACAUCAUGUCAACUUGCGUACUCUUAAGUCUACAACCUAACUGUCAUUUGCAACGCCAUUAUAUUCAAACAAAAUUUUUUUUUAAACUCACUGCUCUUGCUGUUAUUACUUGUUUUGAAAUAUUCUGCUUUAAUAAGAGCAAGAGCAAUGUGCAGGUUUCUCUUUUCUUUGAGGUUGUCAUAUUCCCUCGCACCUGCAACCAGAUAACUCAGAUGUGCGAGUGCUUUUUUGAAAUAAGAAAUGCAAUUAUAUCAAAUUAUAUAACUGUAUAUAUUUUUUCCUGUCGCAUUCGGCUUGAUUAUUUUGCUGCAGUUGCUGGUCAACUGUAGACAACGUAAAAGUGUAGAUUGUGUUUUUAUAGGAAAAUGCUAUUUUAUUUGGAUUGAAAACGUAACCAGUGUGUUCCUGAGAUCAUUUCCCCCACAUGCCGUACGAUUAUAUGCCAGUAAAUUAAAGCAAUAAAUAUUUUGGAGACAGAAUCUGAA